This is a messenger RNA of Sinocyclocheilus anshuiensis, 4252 nucleotides long. RefSeq names its product terminal uridylyltransferase 7-like. Gene Ontology annotation, molecular function: RNA uridylyltransferase activity; nucleic acid binding; zinc ion binding. The transcript has 33 exons. The coding region runs from base 183 to 4130 and encodes 1315 amino acids. NCBI's taxonomy places the organism in Eukaryota, Metazoa, Chordata, Actinopteri, Cypriniformes, Cyprinidae. The record is from RefSeq and is a predicted model, not a curated record.
AAGUGCAGGAUGCAAACAGCUAUACACAUCGUAUGAGAAAUUAACAGCGAUUUUUAAGAUUGUUUGUCACUUAAAAAGCAGAGUAUUGAACUCGCACUUUAUUUAGGCUCGAUUAAAAGCCGAGUGGUUUAUUUUUAUGCUCUUACUCGUUUCAGACGAGGAACUGCCGGAGGAAAUCCACGAUGGCUGAGAAGGGAAACAGGAAGUUUUCUCCGCGAUACAGGAGACAGAAGGAAGCCGAUGAAGCUGAGAGCUGGCGGAGCCCGUUGGGACGGGACAGUGAGCGCAGUUACAGUCCUAAAACGAAGAAGCGGGCUCACGGUCGAACCUCUGAAAGUGAGGGGAGCAGAAGAGCCAAAGCCUCACUGUCGUGCAGCUCUCCUGAGGGACGAGUGUUCGGACCGAGUCCUUCUCACAAGGACCGAAUCCAGAGGGGUUCACCUGCUGACCGGAGGAACUGGAGAGAACGACAGCGAGAUGGACAGAAACACGACAAGCUCGGCAGCGUGCAGAGCUGGAGGGAGAAGAGCAGGAUUGUCCGGAUUGAAAGCUGUCUCACUAGACGGGACGUUUUACAGCUGUGCUUGGAAGCAGAAGGCAGUGACUGUGACCUUAAAGAGUCAAGCAUCAGCCUGAAGUUCAGAUGUGAUAAGUGUAAGGUGUACUGUGAUGACAUGUCACCAGCGCUCAGUCACAUCCGAGAAAGAGCCCACAGGAAGAAAGCCAAGGAGCUGCAGAAGCUGACGCUGCUGUUGAACAUCCCUCCUCCUGGAAAAGCCCAGUGUCAUUCGCUCAGCUCAGCUCUGGAAAGUGUGGUCGCUGAGUUCGGUUUAAACGAUCCGGAUAUGAAACAACGGCAAAACAUCCUCACUCUCGUUGAGAAAGUCCUUCAGCCUGUCCUUCCAGAUUGCAAGUUCAGGUUAUACGGAUCUUCCUGCACAAAGUUUGGCUUCAAAGACUCUGAUGUAAACAUUGAUUCCAUUUCAAGCAUCAGCCUGAAGUUCAGAUGUGAUAAGUGUAAGGUGUACUGUGAUGACAUGUCACCAGCGCUCAGUCACAUCCGAGAAAGAGCCCACAGGAAGAAAGCCAAGGAGCUGCAGAAGCUGACGCUGCUGUUGAACAUCCCUCCUCCUGGAAAAGCCCAGUGUCAUUCGCUCAGCUCAGCUCUGGAAAGUGUGGUCGCUGAGUUCGGUUUAAACGAUCCGGAUAUGAAACAACGGCAAAACAUCCUCACUCUCGUUGAGAAAGUCCUUCAGCCUGUCCUUCCAGAUUGCAAGUUCAGGUUAUACGGAUCUUCCUGCACAAAGUUUGGCUUCAAAGACUCUGAUGUAAACAUUGAUGUGAAGUUUCCAUCCCAUUUCCAGCAUCCUGAUGUUCUGCUUGUGGCUCAAGAGCAUCUCUCUAAAAGUGCUCUUUUUGUCAGUGUGGAGGGAGACUUCCACAGGAGGAUGCCUGUAGUCGUGUGCAAAGAGAAAUCAAGUGGUCUGAUCUGCAAAGUCAGCGCAGGCAAUGAAAGUGCAUGCUUGACAACAGCAUAUUUGGCUGAGCUGGCGAAUCUAGAACCACAACUCGUCCCGCUGGUCGUAUGCUUUAGAUACUGGGCUAAGACCUGUUGUGUGGACCAGAUGGAAGAAGGUGGACUUCCAUCCUACUGCUUUGCCCUCAUGGUCAUCAGCUUCCUGCAGCGAUGCAAAGAACCCGUCUUACCGUCAUACCUAGAAUCUGUGGGUUUGCACGUGAGUAAACUGAAGAGUUUCUCCUUAACUGGGGUUGAAAAAGGACAUGUGCUUUGGGUAUAUGAUCAAACCUCAAGCGACUCGUCCCAAGAUAAAGCUGUCAAGAAGGGAAAGUGUCCGCUGGUUUUCAAUGGCCGCAGUGCUUGUGUGCUGCUAGGGAAGCUGUGGAUCGAGCUAUUACGAUAUUAUUCACUGGAAUUUCAAAUACCUGAGAAAGUCAUUAGCGUGCGCACAAACGGUGACCUGUGGCGCGAUCUGAAAGACUGGCCCAAAAAGAGGAUUGCAAUAGAAGAUCCAUUCGCCGUCCAGAGGAACGUGGCCCGGAUGUUGAAUAGUCAGAUGAUGUUUGAGUAUUUGGUGCAUUGCCUCAAAACAACUUACAAGUACUUCGCUUCUCCUUCAAAAAGCCCAGCAGGGAAGGUCAGUUCAAGCAGUCAGUCUGGCAAAUCUGUGAGAGCUGCGAAUCAUGUUGAUUCAGUGAAGAGAAGCCCGAGAGUGGCAGCGGAGGGUUUGAACAGGUCUCGUGUGAGGUCCAGUCCGCAGAGCGCAGAAGAGCUGGAAGACUCGGACUGCGUGAUUGAGCUGGAGCGAGACGAGGAGGAAGAAGCCGACUCUGACAUAGAGACUGAGGGUGAAGAUGAGGAAGAUGAAGGGUCUGGAUGUGAUCAUUGGGGCGAUGAGAUCUUCCCGUUCGAGCGGGAGAUGAGUGAUGAUGGGGGGUCUGAGGAAGCAGCGUCUGUCCUAAACAAACCCAAAGCCGAGCUUACCAAAUCCAAAUCUCCUCCGACGGCUCCUGAAGGCUUUCAGUAUGUCUUCAGCAAGCGGUUCUUCAGUAAUGGCAAGUCCCCCGUUCUGAUAUGCAGCCUUUGUAAGAGCGAUGGGCAUUCGAAACAGGACUGUCCCGAGGACUUCAAACGAAUGGAGCUUGAACCCCUUCCACUUAUGACUCUAGACUUCCUCCAGAUCCUCAAUGAAGUCUGUGAGCAAUGCUACUGUGACUUUGCACCAGAUGAUGUGGAGGUGAAAGUCAGAGAACAUAUUUUACAAGAUUUCGAGACUUUCCUGAGAUGCCAAGUGCCAGGAGCCAAGUUAGUUUUGUUUGGCUCGUCCAAGAAUGGGUUUGGCUUUAAACAGAGCGACUUGGACAUCUGUAUGACUCUAGAAGACCAGGACACAGCAGAGGGUUUGGACUCCAUGGCUGUUAUCGAGAGUUUGGCUAAAGCGCUGCGGAAACACCACAGCCUGAGAAACAUCCUACCUAUUACUACCGCAAAAGUCCCAAUUGUGAAGUUUUACCACACCAAAACUGGACUAGAGGGAGAUAUAAGCUUGUACAAUACACUGGCUUUGCACAACACGCAGUUACUGGCAUCAUACGCUGCGAUUGACGCUCGGGUGAAGAUCCUCUGCUACGUCAUGAAAGUGUUCGCUAAAGUCUGUGAUAUUGGUGACGCGUCCCGUGGGAGUCUGUCUUCAUAUGCCUACACCCUAAUGGUGCUGUACUUCCUUCAACAAAGAAGCCCGCCUGUUAUCCCAGUUCUCCAAGAGAUGUAUGUUGGGGAGAAGAAGCCUGUAGUUCUUGUCGAUGGCUGGGAUGUUCAUUUCUUUAGUGAUCUGAAGAACUUGCAUAAAUACUGGCCGGGGUACAAGAAGAAUAAGGAGUCGGUGGGGCAGCUGUGGUUUGGGCUGCUGCAGUUUUACACCGAGACGUUUGACUUCAAGGAGACUGUCGUCUGCAUCCGCAGAAAAGAGCCUCUCACCACCUUCAAGAAGCAGUGGACCUCCAAACACCUCGCCAUCGAGGAUCCCUUUGAUUUGAGUCAUAAUCUUGGAGCUGGUCUCUCACGGAGAAUGGCGAGCUUCAUCCUGAAGGCCUUCAUCAACGCCCGCAGAGUUUUCGGCGCCCCCGUCAGAGACUUCCCACCAGAGUAUCCCAACAAAAUGGAGUAUUUUUUUGACCCAGAGGUGCUGACAGAGGGCAAGCUUGCACCCAAUGACCGCUGCUGCCGGAUUUGUGGGAAGAUUGGGCAUUUUAUGAAAGACUGUCCAAUGCGAAAGAGACAAAGACGUGACACUGAUGGACGUGGUGUGAACAGACCCGAUGGCAGAGUGAUGACGGAUGGCGAACGGUGGCGGCAGAGGGAGGAGAAGUGCUGUUAUCUGUGUGGCUCCAACGCUCACAUCAAGAAAGACUGCCUGCUGGCCAAAUCGUUAGAAUCCUCCCCAAACACACACCAAAGAAGCCCUGCGUCAGACAGACUAGACAGUCCUCAGCAGGACAGGAAAAAGAAGCGAAAAGCAAAGAGGAUGAUUUUGGGUCCUGAAGCAGGUAGUCUUGCCAGCAGACAUGCGUCAUUAAAUGCGUCUAUGGAGAAGUGGAGCCCUUUCAAGUAAAUCAUCUAAAGAGAGGCGUUUCUGGAUCUACAGCAGCCCGAGCUCAGUAUUAUCAUAAACCCAUUAGAACACCUUGAUUAAUGUGCCUUGUAUCGGUGUCUAAUUUUUAGUUUAGUUUUUUU